CCUGCAACAAAACGAAACCAAUUCCCCAACAAGCAAUCAAGGGACCGACGGCUUCAAAAGACAUGUAAAAAGCAAAAAAAGAGAGCAAAACAGUCAAUGGCACUACAAUCAGUUAAAGAUACGGCUGUGUGAUGCAACCAAGAAAAUAAAAGGAGAGAAUGUUCUUUUUGAUCAACAUAAAUAAUAAAUGGAUACCAGACAGAAAUAAACUUAUCAGUCUGCGAAACUCCACAAACAUCACCCGCGUGGAACACCUCCCUUACCCAGCCAACGAAGACCAAACUAGCUUCCCGCUAACAGGUGACAACAGCUCCUCGCUUUAGGCGCGACUCUCCCUGCAGUGGGCGCCUUUAAAACCACAUGCAGCGUCGUCUGAAUUGCCCGGAAAGCCGUGUGAUGAGGGGCGAGCAAUUACGUGUCGCGCGGAGGGAAAGGGGAUCAGUCUGUCGCGGAAACACAGCGCUGGCCGGUUGUCGCAGCGCCUGCUUGCACUCCCUAGCCGCUUAUCCGCGGCCGUUCCACGUGACCCCAGCGCCGGCUGGGCUUUGGCGUCGCACCCUUCGCGGCUCUUCCUCUCCAUGAGUCCCGCGCCCCUUACUGAGUACGUAGAAGCGGGUAGAGCUGGAGGAGGUGCCGGCGGCUUCCAGCCCCGGCGUCCCUGCACCAUGGCCCUGAGGUACCUGGGCAAAGGAAAGACGCUAGUGACCAGAAGUAUGAUGACUCAGCCGGAUUCAGACUUUAAGGAAGAGGAGUCCCUAAAGGAGGAUUUGAAGUUCUACUUCAUGAAUCCAUGUGAAAAAUACAGAGCUAGACGUCAAAUACCAUGGAAACUGGGGCUUCAGAUUUUGAAGAUAGUUAUGGUUACCACCCAGCUCAUCCUUUUUGGUCUGCGUAAUCAGUUGGUGGUUUCUUUCAAAGAGGAGAACACUAUGGCAUUCAAGCACCUAUUUCUGAAGAAUUACUCUGGUGUUGAUGAAGAUGACUACAGCUGCAGUGUAUACACACAGCAAGAUGUUUAUGACAGUAUAUUCUUUGCAAUUAAUCAGUACCGACAACUGAAGAAUAUUUCCCUGGGUACACUUGGUUAUGAGCAAGAUGAAGAUGACCUGGCAGGCUUACAGAUAUGUAAACAGCAAUACAGGAAAGGCACGAUGCUUUCUUCCAAUGAUACACUGCACAUAGACAGCACUAUUGAAACAGAAUGCGUUCUUCUAGAACCACAGGUACUGGCUGCUAAGGAAAUAAAUGACUUGAAGAAUUCAUCUUUUUUCAACCUUGAGUUUUAUAGGCUCGUACAGGUGGAAAUCUCAUUUAAACUAAAGGGCAUUGAUCUACAAACCAUUCAUGCUCGUGAACUGCCUGACUGUUAUGAAUUUGAGAAUACUAUUACUUUUAACAAUAAAGCCCACAGUGGUAAAAUGAAAAUAUUUUUUGAUACUGAUGCUGAUAUUCAAGAAUGUAAAGACUGGAACAUAUCUGGCUCUAUUCAGAAAAACACACAAUAUAUUUUGGUUUUUGAUGGGUUCGUCAUUGUGAGUUGUUUUGCUUCCCUUAUCCUGUGCACACGAUCCAUUAUUCUUGCUCUAAAACUGCAAAAAAGAUUUGUGAAUUUCUUCCUGGAGAAAUAUAAACGCCAUGUGUGCAGCGCAGACCGCCUGGAGUUCAUAAAUGGGUGGUAUGUCCUGGUGAUUAUCAGUGAUAUGAUGACUAUCAUAGGCUCUAUAAUGAAAAUGGAAAUAAAAGCCAAGAAUCUUACAAGCUAUGAUGUUUGCAGUAUUUUGCUUGGUACAUCUACUUUAUUUGUUUGGGUUGGAGUCAUUCGGUACUUAGGCUACUUCCAGACCUAUAACGUGCUCAUUUUAACAAUGCAAGCAUCAUUGCCCAAAGUUCUAAGAUUCUGUUGCUGUGCUGGGAUGAUAUACCUUGGAUAUACUUUCUGUGGCUGGAUUGUUCUAGGACCAUAUCAUGAAAAGUUUGAAGAUCUGAACACGGUAGCUGAGUGUUUAUUUUCUUUGGUCAACGGUGAUGACAUGUUUGCUACGUUUGCUCAAAUCCAGCAGAAAAGUACUUUAGUGUGGCUCUUCAGUCGACUGUACUUGUAUUCCUUCAUUAGCCUCUUCAUAUAUAUGAUCCUCAGCCUUUUUAUUGCCCUUAUUACAGAUGCAUAUGAUACCAUAAAGAAAUACCAACAGAUUGGUUUCCCAGUUACAGAUCUUCAUGAAUUUCUAAAAGAAUGCAGCAAUGAAGAGUUUAGCAUAGGACGGCAAACAUCCAUGAGUUUCUCUUGCUGUAGGAGACGGAAAAGCGAUGACAACUUGAUACUUAUUAACUGAAGAUGGGUGGUGCUGGCAUAAAUUAUUGCAUAUGAGGAGCUAAAGCCGAGCCCCUUGAACUGCAGUGACACAUGCCAUGUGCUUCUUUUCUCUACAAACCAAUGACUCUAACUUCAUAGAGAGAAGUAGUGAUGUCGUCCUGCAGUGCAGUGUUGGAAGCUCAAAAAAACUGUACAUACUGAGCUAGCGUCGUAUGAACAGCUGAUGGCCAUUUCUACUUUGGUUUCAGUAAGCACGUUUUGCAAGUUAUGGUCAAUGAACUUCUGAGCACUGGUUAUCGUUUGGUCAUCCCUCGAUUGCAACCUGCUUUCUAGGUAUUUUUAUAUCAAAACAUUCCAAUGAAAUUCACUUCUUAAAGAACACAGAAUAUUGCAAUUUCUUGGUGACAGUACCUUUUUGGAAAUUCAUUUCAAGGCUGCUUCUUGGAACUAAAAGGUUGUCCCUUUAAAUCUUUGCAAAAUUCAGCACUGUACAUGAUGCUUGCUUUUUUUCUUUCUCUUCUGGAUUUUGUUUCAUUAGCUUGAUUUAAAGCUGUCCAGCCAUUUAAAGUUCACUUGGCUAUGUAUGCACUUUGCCUUUAAAACAAACAAACGUUAAUCAGUGUUGUUGUGUGUGUUACCCCAUUGUCCUCUUCAAUCUAAUUGAGGCUACAAUCCUAUGCCCACCUAAUUCCAUGGGAUUUAAUGCCAACAGGUUUUAUUUUUCAGUAAACAUGCACAGGAUGGUGCUGUCAUUGUCUGUCUAUCUGGCAACUUCAUAUCACUUUACCUUGGAAAUGACACUAUUGCUCACUCCUUAAAUGGCAAUAUGGUAGGAAAAUUUAAUUUUAAAAUAUAGCCACCCAUGGUUUAUAUCAGACUGGCCUCCCAAAUUGGGAAAUAGGUCAGCUCAUUUUUAAGCCAAGUGGAACCCUUCCCCCCUCCUCAUAUAAUGGUUUUGCCUGGCCAGGAAAUGAAAGCCAUGAUAUUGGGAGGCAUGAUAUCUUCAUUAGCUCCAAAGCAGGAAAGUGGUUGCACCCCCUAAAACCCUUGGGGUGAGAGUCUAGGGGGAUUUGUAUCAUAUCAGGCUUCCAGCCUCUCUACUUAUGUUCCUUUCCUCUCACUGCUUGCACCCACCAGUCAUAGGGUAUAAAGUGGUGGUGCAGGGUUGGUGAGGAAAGGGGAGAGUUUGGGGCUAGGGAAGAAGUGGGAAAGCUAGGAAUUUAUCUUGAGCAUGGACUUUAAGACAGUUAUGAACCCCCCCAGGUUGGUAUCAGAGCCCAAGUCUUGGCUGGCAUAUCUUGUGUAUGUGUAAUAGAAGCUAUGGCAAGUCAAGGCAGGUGCACUGAUUUUUAGCAGUAAAUUCAAAAGAGAUCAUUGACUGUGCAGGCUACAGCCUGUACCGUAAGAAGGAAGGGAGGCAAGCAAACCAGCCAAACCAGGUUCUCCUCAUCCAUUUGGUGGCAGCAGUGAUGUUUUUUCUUUUCCCUAGUCUGCCUCCAUUAAGCAGCCCUUUGCAUUAUAAUUAGGUAGGGUGGUAUGGCAGUUCAGCAUGAGGGUUAAUAACAGGGUCUUGUGACCAUGUUUUUACUAAGUUUUAAUAAGGAAACAAGUUCAAGAACUUUCUAGGAAAUGAUUUUAGGGGGGGGAAAUGUAGUUUUUCAGUUCAUGUAGUAAGCUGUAAGAGCAAAUAAAAAUAGACUCCUAUCCAGUUAGGCCUAUUUUAGAUUGUUUCCUUAGCUAAACCAAUACUUUUUAAUUUAGCAUCCCUCAGUUCAAGUUCAGCUUCUGUGUCCUCCUUUCGUCUCCUUUCCACCACAGUGUAUCAGCCAUGUUCUUUAACACUUUCCAAUGUUUCAGCUCUCUUGCAAUUUAACUCUACAGCUUAACUUUUCAACAUAACUUUUACAAGUUUUUUCACUUCCCUUUCCAAUCUUCUAGCCAAUCGGAAGAAGAGAGUUCUGAUUAAGUUUCUGUUUCUAAGUUGCCAAUUCCUAGGCUGAACCUUUGAACCCUGGUGUACUUUUCACCUUCCUGAGCAAAACGCCCUGUAAACAUUUGCCCCUUCUGUGCAGUAUCUCCCCUUGUACAGAAGAACCUGCACUCUGAAAACCAAAAGCAACCAUUUUACAACCCAAAUCUUACAACCCCAAACCAAAGUGGUUGAAAGUUCUAUUCCUUCACAAGAUUGUGUUUAUGUAUAAUGCAAUAGAUUGAAUUCUUCAACCAUUGUAAAUACAGUACCUAUUUCAAAACAUAGUGAAGUCAAUUCCUUAAGCCACUUGAUUUAAACCUUUAUAUAGCAACCCAUGCAAGCUGUGUGACAAACCUGCUUUUGAAACUAAGGGUCAUUUCAAAAGAAGUUGGCGAUAUUUCAUGGGCGUCAGUUAAUUGAGCCAAAUGAUACCAGUUCGGGUGGAAGCUCCCUCUAUGAACCCAAGCAACUCUUCAGAGUCCAGGAAGAUUGUCAUGCAAAAGUUACUGUCGGUUGGACAAAUGCUGUUAAAGUCAUUUAAUGUUGGCAUUUGUCCAACAAAUCCUGAUUACAUAACUACCCUGACCCCAUACAUUCUAGUGAAUGGCAUUUACUUGCAUGAACUUUUAUUGACUGAUUAGUUUUUACUAUUUUUUAUCAAUGUUUUUCUCAACUGUUCCAAAAUUGACAGUAAAAAAUAAACAACGAAUGCUAGGAAAUACAAGGAUCUUCCCAGGAUCAUCAAAUAAAACCUGUUGUUCUUGAA
Molecule: messenger RNA, 5052 nt
Organism: Rhineura floridana
Lineage: Eukaryota; Metazoa; Chordata; Lepidosauria; Squamata; Rhineuridae
Gene: MCOLN2
Product: mucolipin TRP cation channel 2
Exons: 14
Coding region: 579-2333 (584 amino acids)
Cellular component (GO): lysosomal membrane; plasma membrane
Molecular function (GO): NAADP-sensitive calcium-release channel activity
Source: RefSeq, a predicted model, not a curated record